Messenger RNA from Paraglomus brasilianum, 3213 nucleotides. Lineage: Eukaryota; Fungi; Glomeromycota; Glomeromycetes; Paraglomerales; Paraglomeraceae. The record is from the annotation of a GenBank genome assembly.
AUGUUUAAUUCCAAUUCAUAUACUUCCGCCUUUAUUCUUGUCCUUCUCACUCUCCUCGUUUUUCCUAUUUCUUCCGAUUCUCAAACCGUCUCUCCAGCUCCGGGAUCACGGAACAACCAUUGUGCAUUCGCCUAUCAGAACCGCUUUUACGUAUAUGGCGGCGUGGGCAACGAUCUCACCAAUUCCUUCUUCAGUUAUAUAGAGACGCCUUUCAGCACAGACAAACCCAACUGGGUCGCUAUGCCUGUAGCUGGCGCAGCAAACGUCAGUCGACCAGCAUGUUCCGUCACGUCGGAUGGUAUUUUGUACACGACAGGCGGAGCAUACUCAAACGAGCUCAAAUUCACCGGAAUCCAAGCAUUUGAUUUGAAUAAAGGCACUUCGGGCUCUUGGUAUACGCCAAAGACUACGGGAUUGGAUACAGUCAAAAAUUUGUUGUAUCGAGAUAGUCAUAGGUCUAUUGUCGUGAAAACCUCACUGGGCGAUGAAUUUAUGUUCAUCUUUGGGGGGGAACAGUCAAACGAUACCUACAUAUUAAAUGCAAAGAAUUUGACUUGGGAGACUGUUCCUAAAGGGCCUGACACUCCACCGUACAAUGGCCUCUUCUGUAUUACUUCUGCCAAAGAUAACGUCUAUAUCCUUGGCGGUACAUCAAUGCUCACAGGCACUAAUUAUGGAGACUUUUACAGCGACGUAUGGGCAUUCAACAUUCCAACCAGGAAAUGGUUUAAUCCGCAAAUUUCCAUGCCUACUGUAUACUUAGAUGGACAUGCAGGGAAACUUAACGAUACGAUUUACAUUGUUUCAAGUGAUUCGUCAUCGGAAAAAUCAUCAAUGAGGGUGUGGAGUUUGGUCGAUAGUAGAAUGACAACUUUUGACAGUGGCCCGAUGUCCACUGUCGGACAUGACUACUACGCUGCUGCACAGUUGCCCGGAAGUGACGUUUUGAUUACUUAUGGCGGGUUUUCAAAAGCCAGUGGUAGUGUCGCAACCUCUGACUUGGCCGCAUUCAAUAUGACUCAAAAAACUUGGGUUACUCUAGUCAACACAGUAAAUAACAUACCUACCGAUCAGUUCGCUGGUGGACCUCUUGCACCUGGUCAAGAAGAUCCAUUCACAAAAUCAAAAACUUCAAAUGGUGGUAAUGGUGCUGGUUCAGGAAAUAAUGGGGCCGGUGGUGAUUCAGGAACAUCUUCAGCUGGUGGGACGGGAAAGGUUAUUGGGUUAAUUGCUGGAAUUGUAGCAGCAGUGGGUCUUGUGGGUACAGGUUCGGGCGUGCUAUUGUAUAGAUGGAUAAAAAAUAAGAAAAAGGAUGACGACGAACAGCUGACAGAAGUGAAACCUAAUGCGGCUUUUGGAAGUAGCUUUGAAACUGGCUCCCAAAGUGACAGUUCACAGAUUUAUCGACCACCCAAAUUUGAAGCGUCUGGUUUUCAGAGUGAGCCUUAUUUGGUUCCGUCCGCCACAACUUCAGUAUCCUCUUUCCAACCACCCACAGCGUCAAAUCAUACGAUAAAUGUGAACUCUGCCACCUCUUCUCCGUCAACACUUGUGAAUGAGAUCUAUGCUCGAUAUAAAGUGACUACCAUCCCAUUCACAUCUAUAUCUGCCUCUUCAAUUUCUCCAUCAGCUCCUGCGGGCACACUUAUAUUCAACAGGUACAGACUCAACGGGGCUCCAGCAUAUGGUGGCAAUAACUCUGUUCGUCGUGCCGAGGAUGAGACUGUGAGUCAAAGUGUAGCAAUAAAGUUCUUUUCAAACUAUGCUUCAUUCGAGCGCGAGGUUAUUAUGUUGAAGUACCUUCGAUCGAAAUCUGUUGGCGAAUUUCGCGACCUGUUUGAUAUUUCCAAUGCUGCCAAAUGGAAAUAUGUUAUGAUUAUGGACUAUUACCCUAUGAGCUUGGAUAAAUUUAUCGUUAGUAGGACGGAUACCAUGGAUGCAUUAUACGUGAAGAUGGUAGUCAAGUCAUUAGCACAAGCAAUCCAUUAUGUUCAUAGUCAUGGGAUAGUGCAUCUGGAUAUUAAGCCAGGAAACUUUGUACAUGAGAAUGGAGAUGUGACAAAGUGGAGAUUGAUCGAUUUUGAGGCAGCGAGAGUCAAUGGAGAAGAAGAUGUUGAUAAUUGCACGUUAAGAUAUUCAGCGCCCGAAGUAAUCAAUGCGGCUAUAUCGCGCGUUGGCAUUAAAGCUGAUAUGUCGAUGGAUAUAUGGUCGUUUGGAUGUACGGUAUACGAAUUGUAUACUAGACGUCCCCUCUUCUCCGACGAACAAGAGGCUACCGUUAGACUAUUAGAAGCAUAUAAUACAGGACGUUUUGAUUUGCUUGUUAAUAGGGUAGCCGAUCCUCAAGCAAAACAUGUGCUUCAGAAAUUGUUAGCCAUUAAUCCAAUGAAGAGAGUUUCUGUUGAUGAAAUUUUAAGAGGGGCAUACUUGACUGGCGGGGCUGAUACUGCUCAGAUAUCCAAUAUGCAAUCAGUAUCCACUGAGAGAAUUAUCAAUACCAUAAAUCAGAAUACGAAUGUUGUUCUUUCUAACAUGCAAGAAGCCACUAAUAUGAUACUAUCGCAAUUUGAUGUGAUUGUGAAUAGUAUUUCUGAUACUAGAGAUGCGGCUAUACCUCGAUUGUUCAUGUUAUUGCCAGGAAAAGAGCCUCACUCAAUGUUUAAACCACAUACUUGGGGAAGGAAUACCUUCAUAAUCCACGUUCUUUGUGAGGGCCUUACGUCUGAUAAUAGUGAGGCCCAUUUCACAGAUCAUCCUGGCUACAAGAUAUUUGAUCCAAAGCCAUUUAUUGCCAAGACCGGCCCAUACCUAUCUAUAUUGGCCACUGUCAUAGGCUCGGCCCUCGGUUUCUUUACAAAGAUGCAAGUUCCGGAUACAGUAACGAGCACAAUUACUAGCAUGUCAUCUCGGCCUACAGAAUAUUUCAAACAAAUAACCGAGAUUAUAGACCAAACAGAAACAGACGGUGAUAUUGCAAGAGGUCUAGCAGCAGCACAGAAUGAUCCAGUAAGUAGGAUGAAAUGUGCACAAGGCCCCGCAUUGCGUGAAUUUGAGGCGUUCUUGGCUGCUAAUGAUCCUUCGCACGAAUUCGGUGGGCUAUAUCGCAUUACUAUGAGCGAUGGACGAUGGAGAUGGGUUUGUGAUAGUUGCAGAGAAAGGGCCUAUCAUUCACAUGAAAAUUACGAAGAAGAGAAUCUGUGGGUGGCAAUGUAG